Messenger RNA from Urocitellus parryii (Arctic ground squirrel), 569 nucleotides. Lineage: Eukaryota; Metazoa; Chordata; Mammalia; Rodentia; Sciuridae. The record is from RefSeq and is a predicted model, not a curated record.
UCCAACUGAUUUCCAUAUGUAAUCAUCUCCUGGAAGUGUGCCCUGCACUUGGUGGAAGAUUAAAAAUUUUAUGUGAACUUUGACCUUUGUUUUUACCUUACUUAAGGCUUGGGUAGGUGGAGUUACAGGAAGACGAAGUCUGGACAUCCAGCCAGCAACACACAGCACUUCUGGACAGAAGGAUGUCUUUGGACAGAACAAGUCCAAAACCUGGAGACCUCAUUGAAAUUUUUUACCUUGGCUAUGAGCACUGGGCCAUCUAUGUGGGAAAUGGCUAUGUGGUCCAUAUGGCUCCAACAUGUGAAGCGGCAGGAGGUGGUGUGAGUGGCUUCAGUUCCGUCGUGGGUAACAGAGCCAUAGUGAAGAAGGAGCUGCUGUCCGUGGUGGCCGGAAAACACAAGUACCGGGUCAAUAACAAGCGCGAUAAAAAGUAUAACCCACUGCCACCCAACAAAAUUGUCCAGCAGGCAGAGAAAAUGGUGGGGAAGGAAGUCCCCUAUUCAGUGACAACUAACAACUGUGAGCAUUUUGUGACCGCGCUGCGCUAUGACAUUCCCCACAGUGACCAG